AGAGCUUGAAAGGUCCCAUCUAUACCGACCUUUUCACAUCAAUCCCUUCUUAUCAACAAUGGCUUUCACUCCUCGUGGUGGUGCUCCUCGCGGCAGAGGCGGCUUUGGCGGAGAUCGUGGUGGUCGCGGUGGUGGCAGAGGUAUGCGCUCACUUUCAACAGCUCCCUCACAUCGAGCAGCUGCUGACUCUAUACAACAGGUGGAUUCGGCGACCGUGGUGGCCGUGGCGGCGGCAGAGGUGGAUUUGGCGGAGACCGUGGUGGCCGUGGCGGUGGUAGAGGCGGCUUUGGCGACAGAGGAGGCCGUGGCGGUGGUCGCGGACGCGGCGCACCUAGAGGCGGCGGUCGUGGAGGAGCCAUGGGCGCCAAGGGCGGACAGAAGGCCAUCGUGGAGCCCCACAGACACGCCGGUGUCUUUAUCGCUCGCGGCAAGGAGGACAUGUUGUGCACAAAGAGCAUGGCCCCUGGUGUCGCCGUCUAUGGUGAGAAGCGCAUUACUGUCGACUCUCCUGCACCCGUUGUCGAAAACGGCGAGACUGCCGCUACCACAAAGGUCGAGUACCGUGUCUGGAACCCCUUCCGUUCGAAGAUUGCCGCCGGCAUCCUCGGUGGUCUCCAGGACAUCUACAUGAAGCCCGGCUCCAAGGUCCUCUACCUCGGUUCCGCCUCCGGUACCUCCGUUUCUCACGUCGCUGAUAUCGUCGGUCCCACCGGUACCGUCUACGCCGUCGAGUUCUCUCACCGUUCCGGCCGUGACUUGAUCAACAUGGCUACUCACCGCACCAACGUUAUCCCCAUUGUCGAGGACGCCCGUCACCCCCUCAAGUACCGCAUGCUCGUCGGCAUGGUCGACUGCAUCUUCGCCGAUGUUGCUCAGCCCGAUCAGGCCCGUAUCGUCGGUCUUAACGCCCACUUGUUCCUGAAGGUCGGCGGUGGUGUCCUUGUUUCCAUCAAGGCCAACUGUAUCGACUCGACCGCUGCCCCCGAGGCCGUCUUCGCCCGUGAGGUGCAAAAGAUGAGAGAGGAGCGCAUCAAGCCCAAGGAGCAGCUUACCCUUGAGCCCUUCGAGAGAGAUCACGCCAUGGUUGCUGGUAUCUACCAGCGCGCAGCAUAAACAACUCAAGACUAAAUCGGUCUUGUUUCUGUUUUUUGUUGUCCAAAACUGUGUCAUAUGUGUACGAUCUUUUGAUUACAAAAUGGGUGUCAGAGGAGACGGCUUUCUUCUCUUAUGGCUUAUGGGAAGUGGCGUUCUGAGGUGCAAACAUCAUCCUGGGAGUUUUACGGGCUUAAAGAGCGUGAAAUGCAACAUUUUCUUAUUCUUCUUCACAUCGUCAUUUUCGUGCUCAUCGUCAUCGUGAACGUGAACCAUUAUCUCGUGUCGUGACAGCUCUCAGCCCCAAGCAAGCUCAGCUUCAUUAGCACAAGCAGUGAGCAUCCGUU
Aureobasidium pullulans EXF-150 is the source of this 1439-nucleotide messenger RNA. Its product is annotated as Fibrillarin. The record is from RefSeq and is a predicted model, not a curated record. The transcript has 4 exons. Lineage: Eukaryota; Fungi; Ascomycota; Dothideomycetes; Dothideales; Saccotheciaceae. Gene Ontology annotation, molecular function: RNA binding; rRNA methyltransferase activity; histone H2AQ104 methyltransferase activity. Gene Ontology annotation, biological process: box C/D sno(s)RNA 3'-end processing; rRNA methylation. Bases 358 to 1113 code for a protein of 251 amino acids. Gene Ontology annotation, cellular component: small-subunit processome; box C/D methylation guide snoRNP complex; nucleolus.